Molecule: messenger RNA, 3195 nt
Organism: Prionailurus viverrinus (fishing cat)
Lineage: Eukaryota; Metazoa; Chordata; Mammalia; Carnivora; Felidae
Gene: IGFALS
Product: insulin like growth factor binding protein acid labile subunit
Exons: 2
Coding region: 995-3010 (671 amino acids)
Cellular component (GO): plasma membrane
Molecular function (GO): protein binding
Source: RefSeq, a predicted model, not a curated record
GCUGCCCACUGUCCCCUCCACGGGGCUGCGAAGCAACCGCCUCCCUCCGCAUCGCCUCGCGGUGGGGGCGUCACGUUGGAGUCUGAACUUCCACAAGCCCUGCCUCCAGCCCCGCCUGCGCAGCCAGAGGAGGGCCCCAUGGGCAGAGGCUGGGAGGCGGGGCUGGAGGGCCGACUGCACCCCGCCAGCCCCAGGGAAGAGGGGUUCUGGGCAGCCAGAGCAGAGGCCGGUGGAUGAAGGCACAGCAGGGCUCCCCUCGCUCGAGCAACCAGCACCUUGCCGCCCCCCUACUUCCUGGCCUGACCCGGGGCUGCCCGCAGGCCAGGUGCUGGGCCGCCAUCCUGUGCAGAGCGGGGUGGCCGUGCCCCCCCCCCCCCCCCCCAACAGCUCUGGGAACAUCAGGAGUCCCAAAGCAGGUGGAGGCUGGUCUUGCGGCGCAAGACCUGGCCCCCAAGGCUGGGCCCCCCUCCGCUCUUCCCGGGAGGGCAGUGCUAGGAAAGCAAACACGAGGUGGCCGGGAGCCCGGCUGCUGUUCCUAGAAGAGGCUGGGGGAGGAGGAGUGGCCAGACACCAGCUGACCCUGAGGUCGCAGAAGCCCCGGGGAGUCCUAAUGAGGACCCCACCCAGGCUGUUAGGAAACGGGCAGGGGGAGGGAAGGUGUGACCAGCAUGCCAGACCCAGCUCCUACUUAACUCCCACGUGGCCAUCUGCUGAGCCGGGAGGUCCCCCACAGCGGCCCGAGGGGCCCCCACCUGGGCUCCGGGGGCCGGCCAAGCAGCGGGGCCUCCUCUCCCGGCUUCCCCAAAGCUGUCCCAACCACAGGCUGCUGCAGGGGAGAUCCCUGCCCCCACAUGCCUGCUGCCCCAGCUCUGCUCAGCCCUGCAGGGCGAAGGUGGGGGGACACGCCCAUCCCCCAGAGCUGCACCACCGCCCACCUUGAUCCCCAAAGGUGGCUGGGGGGUGAACGCGGCACCCCCCGACUCUCCCCUGUGCUAUGUGCACUCUGGGCACUCGGGGCCGAUGCUGGCAGCCGGGCAUGAGGGGGUUAAUGGAACCCAGGUCAGCAGGGCUGGGCUGGCCUGCGGCAGGGUGCUGGCUGCCCCAGCAGUGGGGAAGUCAGAGGGCAGGAGCAGCCGGCCCCAGCAGACGCACCCCUGCUCACUGCCCGCCUGUGGUCUGCUCUGCACACGGGAUGGCCCUGAAGAGAGGAGGCCCGGCCCUGGCCGUGCUCCUGGUCUCCUGGGCAGCGCUGGGCCCCUGCGGCCUGGAGGGAGCGGAGCCCGGGGCUCUGGGGAAGGCUGAGAGCCCGCAAUGCCCAGCCGUCUGCACCUGCGGCCACGAGGACUAUUCGGACGAGCUCAGCGUCUUCUGCAGCUCCAGGAACCUCACGCGGCUGCCCGACGGCAUCCCGGACGGCGCCAGGGCCCUGUGGCUGGACGGCAACAACUUCUCCUCCAUCCCCGCGGCGGCCUUCCAGAACCUCUCCGGUCUGGGCUUCCUCAACCUACAGGGCAGUGGGCUGGCCAGCCUGGAGCCGCGGGCACUGCUCGGCCUGCACAACCUCCACCACCUGCACCUGGAGCGGAACCAGCUGCGGGGGCUGGCGGCCCACACGUUCCUGCACACCCCGGGCCUCGCCUCGCUCGGCCUCAGCAACAACCUGCUGGGCAGGGUGGACGAGGGCCUCUUCCGGGGGCUGUCCGGCCUCUGGGACCUCAACCUCGGCUGGAACAGCCUGGCCGUGCUCCCGGACGCCGCCUUCCAGGGCCUGGCCGGCCUCCGCGAGCUGGUGCUGGCGGGCAACAAGCUGGCCUACCUGCAGCCCGCGCUCUUCUGUGGCCUCGGCGAGCUGCGGGAGUUGGACCUGAGUAGGAACGCCCUGCGCAGCGUCAAGGCCAACGUCUUCGUCAAACUGCCCAAGCUCCAGAAGCUCUACCUGGACCACAACCUCAUCGCCGCCGUGGCCCCCGGCGCCUUCCUGGGCCUGAGGGCGCUGCGCUGGCUGGACCUGUCGCACAACCGGCUGGGCGGCCUCCUGGAGGACACCUUCCCCGGCCUGCUGGGCCUGCACGUCCUGCGCCUCUCGCACAACGCCAUCGCGGGCUUGCGGCCCCGCACCUUCAAGGACCUGCACUUCCUGGAGGAGCUGCGGCUGGACCACAACCGCAUCCGGCAGCUGCCCGGCCAGGCCUUCGAGGGCCUGGGCCAGCUGGAGGUGCUCACGCUCAAUGACAACCAGAUCCAGGAGAUCGAGGCGGGCGCCUUCCUCGGCCUCCUGAGCGUGGCGGUCAUGAACCUGUCCGGGAACUGCCUGCGGGCGCUCCCGGAGCAGGCGUUCCAGGGCCUGGGCCGGCUGCACAGCCUGCACCUGGAGCGCAGCUGCCUGGGCCGCAUCCGCCCGCACGCCUUCGCCGGCCUCUCGGGGCUGCGCCGGCUCUUCCUCCGGGACAACGGCAUCGUGGCCGUGGAGGACCAGGGCCUGCAGGGGCUCGCGGAGCUCCUGGAGCUGGACCUCACCGCCAACCGGCUCGCACACCUGCCCGGCCAGCUCUUCCAGGGGCUCGGCAAGCUGGAGUACCUGCUCCUCGCCGGCAACCAGCUGGCGGCGCUGUCCGCGGACGCCCUGAGGCCCCUGCGGCGCGUCUUCUGGCUGGACGUGUCGCACAACCGCCUGGAGGCCCUGCCCGAGGACGUGCUGGCGCCGCUGGGGCAGCUGCGCUACCUGAACCUCAGGAACAACUCCCUGCGGACCUUCGUGCCGCGGGCCCCCGGCCUGGAGCGCCUGUGGCUUGAGGGCAACCCCUGGGACUGCGGCUGCCCCCUCCGGGCCCUCAGGGCCCUGGCCCUGCAGCAGCCCGACGUGGUCCCCCGCUUCGUGCGGGCAGCGCCGGACGGCGACGACGGCCAGCCGCCCGCGUACGCCUACAACAACAUCACCUGCACCGGCCCCGCAGCCGUCGCCGGCCUCGACCUGCGGGACGUGGCCGAGGCCCACUUUGCUCACUGCUGACCGCGGGCUCGCCGGCCCAGAGCCCGGCGGGGACACGAUGUCCGCCUCGGGCCUAGGCGUCACCUGCUCGCUUGCCGGGGUCCUGUCCCUGGGAGGACCCGGGGCAGCCGGGGGGUUCUGCUGGUGGGGGCACCGCCAUCACAUAGCACCCCCCCGCAGUCGGUAAUUAAAAGCAAUCUAACACA